Messenger RNA from Eruca vesicaria subsp. sativa (arugula), 1650 nucleotides. NCBI's taxonomy places the organism in Eukaryota, Viridiplantae, Streptophyta, Magnoliopsida, Brassicales, Brassicaceae. The record is from the annotation of a GenBank genome assembly.
AUGAGUGAGUUUCGAGAAACUUAUGUUUCCUCGUCUCCUCCUCUACGCACACCGUCUCAAUCACCUAACUUAAGUCUUCUCCGACAAAACUACUUUCAUGGAGAUUUCUCCUUAAACUCGUCUUCGGACUAUUCUCUCUCGAGUUCCUUCUCUAAUGGGUUCUGCUCCUCCGAUGAUAGUUCUUCUUCUCCCUUUGCUUCACCUCCUUUUAACGGGAUCAUCCCUAUCCCCAACCACGCCACUUAUCAUCAUGAGCCACUGUUUCAUAAAGAUCAUGAGAAGAGUGUUCAUGGUGAUGAUCCUUCCGGUCUAUGCGAAGAUCUCUACCGCAUGAAAAUCACCGAGGAGACAGAGACUCAUGGGUUUGUCUCCGGAGGCUUUUCAUGGUUGAACAACAAUCAAGAUUCCGACUACGACAAGAGAAACAUGUUUGGGAACCAAACUCAUGAUUCCUUAUCCAACUCUAGCCAGUUCGGUUGGCCUAGCUACUUAAGCAGUAACGUUGGUAAUAACAGUCCUUACACCAAUGGAGGAGGAGGAGUAAGAGAACAUUCAUCUUACUACAGAACAGACAUGUCUCCAUUGUUCUGCCAAGAAGCUUCUAAAGGCUCUGAUCAACCAUUUAGCUUGGAUCAUCAGAGAACUGGAGCAUUGAUCUCUGAACAAGGAAACACUAGUCUACCUAACGUGUGUGACGUUCAGGGAUAUGUUUACUUGAUGGCUAAAGAUCAACAUGGAUGUAGAUUCUUGCAGAGGAUAUUCGAUGAAGGAACACCUGUUGACGCCAUGGUUAUAUUCAAUGAGGUUAUAGCUCAUGUCGUUGAGCUUAUGAUGGAUCCUUUCGGGAACUACUUGAUGCAGAAGCUUUUAGAUGUUUGUAAUGAAGAACAAAGGACGCAGAUUGUCCUUGUGGUUACUGCUGAGCCUGGUCAACUUAUCAGGAUAUCUCUCAACGCAUACGGUACUCGUGUUGUUCAGAGGUUAGUGGAAACAAUCAAGACAGGAAAACAAGUGUCUCUGGUGAAGUCUGCGCUUAGACCUGGCUUUCUUGACUUGAUCAAGGAUUUAAAUGGUAACCAUGUGAUUCAACGUUGCUUGCAAUGCCUUAGCACUGAAGAUAACAAGUUUAUCUUUGACGCAGCGACAAAGUACUGUACUGAGAUCGCAACACAUAGACAUGGAUGCUGUGUACUCCAAAAAUGCAUUGCUUAUUCAAUGAGACAACAACGAGAGAAGCUGAUCGGUGAAAUCUCUAGAAACAGUCUCCUACUUGCUCAAGACCCCUUUGGGAACUACGCAGUACAAUUUGUUAUAGAACUGAGGAUUCCUGGUGCGGUAGCUAUGAUGUUGAGUCAGUUAAAAGGGCAUUACGUACAGCUUUCCAUGCAGAAGUUCAGUAGCCACAUGGUGGAGAGAUGUCUCAUGCAUUGUCCCGAGAGUCGUCCACAGAUUGUACGUGAACUUGUCUCUGUUCCUCACUUUGAUCAUCUUCUUCAAGACCCUUACGCUAACUUCGUCAUCCAAGCCGCUCUUGCUGCCACUAAGGGUCCACUUCAUGCUUCGCUAGUGGAAGUCAUAAGACCACAUUCGAUACUGCGUAAUAAUCCUUAUUGCAAAAGGAUUUUCUCGAGGAAUCUAUUGAAGAAGUGA